CCUGAAUUUGCAUCCUUAUUUUUUUGCAAUUCAUUCACACAUCAAAUUUCAAUUGUGUUUGCAUCGAGUCUUUUCUUCAUUCGUUACCCCAUUUCAAAUCAAUCAAUCAUCUCUUUCUCUUUCUCUUUCUCUUUCUCUUUCUCGUCUUAUUCUUUUCUUCCUUGCUGUAUGUCCAUAUCCGUUAUCCUCCAUUCCUCCCCCUUUUUUUUUAUUACUUUUUGCUCUCUUUGUUGGCACGCAACGCUCAAUUGACCGCCAUUUCGACCAAAGUCACUUGUUCAGUCUUGGCUCAUAACUUUUAAUACAUCCUGGACUACAAGUGAUCAUAUCUGACCUAAUCUGGACCUAAUCUGACUUGAUUUGACCCGACUUGAUCCUGCUCUCUUGCUAAAAGUGAGGGGGUUUGGCAUUUCAAAAGAUGGUGGUGCAUCCUCGAUUGGUGGGUGUACUCCUACGAGGACGGUCUAAUUGGAAAGCAGUGGUGGAGACUGAUAUCUUUGUGCUUCAGCAUCAUCCACGUCAGGAGAAUAAUCCAUACAGGAUCAUUACCCGAGGAUUCCCUCAUUACCGAGUGGCGGAAGGGGACUCAAUUGAGCUUCUAAAGGAAGAACUGGACCAUCUGUCACAGAGUGCACGCGUUGUCAUCCAAGGCAAGAUCACAUCCAAGAAAAUCGUAACCUGGCUCAAGGGAACCAGCACCCCGAACGCUCUCUCUCCACCAGACAUCGAUCUAUUGAAUCAAGAGCAAGAUGAUGAUGAUGAAGAGUUCCAUGAUGAGGACGGAUACCUCUCUGGUUCUGAUUUAUCCAUGUUCUCGGAUGAAGAGGAUACACCUAUAACAGACAGUUUUAAGCUUGGGGUUGCUGGGCGCUUGUUGCGAAAGGCCAUUUCAUUAGAGGAUGUUAAAAAGCGCUCCUCUACUACUAAACCCCACCGACAUAGUCAUCAACACCAACGUUCUCGUCACCAACAUAGUACAUUGUUGACAAAUGAUCUUCCAGAAAGACCUGGAUCUUCAGCAUCCGCUUCAUUCCUCUCUGUUCCCUCUGGCUCCCUUCCAUCGUCAUCAACAGCAGCGACAUCACAUCAGUUUCAAUAUCAUCAGCGCAUGCAACAACAACAGCGACUACAACAACAACAACUUCAGCAAUCCCAAAGCCGAUCGCACCCACAGAAUCGGUCACAACACCAAUAUUCAUUAAAACCACCGUACGAGCUUGAUUACCUUCAUAAAGAUUACCACCGUCCGUCUACAAUGUCACAACAACGUCAACAAGAAGACAACUAUACCCUUUAUACCCUUGAUCCUGUAGAUCGUCACCAGCAUCAGCAGCAUGGAGACCAAAGUAUAUAUCCUAAUAGUAAUCAACAUACUACAACAUGGACGCAGUCGCCCGACAAGGAGGAUGUACAGAUGUUCCCUUUCCUCAACCUUGGCAGACGCAGCAAUGGCGGUAGUCGAGAUUCCGAUUCCUUUCAUCGAUCAACACAUGAUGGAGGAGUAUUUGAGCCCCCUGUCGCCACUGUGCCAUCCGAUAAGGAUGAACAGCAACAACAACAACAACACCAGCAGCAGCAGCAAGCAAAUGGAGAUGGGUCGACUAGGAAUACCAGUGGAUCGUUCGGAUGGUCUAGUGCGCCUUUAAUCUUGAAUACUAUUAUAAGCUGGAUAGAAGGUCCUCCAGGACUCUUGGCUGUAGCAGGAGCAGGAGGAGCUAACAGCAAUGGCUCUGGUGGUGGGCCUAAUACAGGAACCAAGAAGAGUGAGAAGCCAAACUCAAUCCUGGAAAUCCCACUUCAGUUCAUUGCAUUACUGACUUAUCCAGAGCCGGAUCCACGGAAUGGCAAUAAAGUGACCCUUGCAAUGGUCCGUGAGACAGCAUUUGUAAAACAGCGUCGCAAGACUCUGUUGAUGCUGACCGCAUACACACUGCUAGUACGGUAUUGCAGUUUUGACUUUUUCUUAGUUCUCUUGUUUGCCAGUAAUUGUGGGAUGCUCUUCCUGAUGAAGAACUCUGGUCGGAUGAACGUCAACAUGGCCAAGAGAGCUGUCAAUCAGCGCGUAGGCUGGGCUAAACAAUGGGCAGGCGGUAUUUUUCGACGCGGAGGGGGAGGAGGAGGAGGGACACCAGGAAUCAGUAAUACCAAUAACCAUGUCAAUAAUGGAGGAACUAAUCAUCAUCAGCAGAAUAACAGUAUUAACACCAAUACCAAUGGUGAUGUUACAGCCAUGCAGCAGCAACAGGAACAACAGCAGUGUGGCAUGUCGUACUUUUCAGCAAGUGCAACUUCAAGCAAAUCCACAUCAAUGCUUUCUUCUACCUUGGCAACAGGUUCUGGCACCGGCUCAGGCCCUGCUGGCGGUGAUAAAAGUGAGAGUGCACAAGAGGAAAGUCCCCAACAAUUCAUCAAGCGGUAUGGUCUAUUCGGAAAACGAAAAGCUUUGAAUAUGAUCAAUUCCGCUCCUACGACUCCUUCCGGCGGCAUUCCAGCCCCUACAGUACCCUCUACACUCUCUGCAAUCCUUGGUAGCUCGUCUCUAUCAAGUGAUGGAGCAACGGUAGCGCGAGGAGCAGGGGUAGUGGUAGGCGAUGAUGCCUCGAUCAUGACGGGUCGGACCCAACGACGAGGGUUUUUCAAGCGAAACGCCACACCAACGGCACUAGCAUCAACACUUACACUGGCUAGUAGAUCAGCUACAGCGCCGCCUGCUGCAAUAGCGACAGCAAUGAGCGGUCCUUCAACUGGAACUGGUACUACUUUGCCCUCGAAGCCACCAGCAAUUGUGUUAGGGUCUGCAUCUUCAUUUCACUCGUCUAUUUUUACAUCUCGAUUGGUCGGAGGCAGCAGCAGCAACAGUCCCACUAUCGUACCGACAUCUACCUCAGCUCUGACUCCAGUGACUAAUGUCUUACAGUCGCAGCUUCAGUCCUUGCCACCACGCUCUCCUAGCCCUAAUACGGUUCGAAGAGACUUUUCAUGGUCGAGACCUUGGAGCUCGACUCCCCUGCCACCAUCACUAGCGCCAAUGCCGACGCCUACGGCAGCUUUAUUGCAGAAGCAACUCGUUGACUCUCCUUUAUCUGAUUCUACCUGGGAGUCCCCAUCUCCAAAAUCUAUGCCCGUUGUCACCUCAGAUUCAACCCCAGCAACAGCAGCAGCGGCAGUAACAGCCCCGGCUUCACCUUUACAGCAGACACAGACACAGACACAGACACAAACAAACCGAUCAAUUGUUUCAAUUAAUCCACGUCUAUUUCUGCCUGGAUUCUCUCUCAAGCAGCAGAAUCAACAGCACCAGAAGCAGCAGCAGCCAGAACGGCAACAACUGUUGGCAACAACUCCCCUUACUAAACUGAUGACGGCAACCAUGACUACAGAGCCAGCCAGAGAUACAGAUACGGCUGUAGCUACAACUACAGCCACAGUUACAUUUGCGACCUCAUCUUCAAUGGAAGAAGGUGCCACUACACCCAUUUCACCGCAGCCCUUAAAUGUAACAAUUUUGUCGUCACCAACCUCUAUACUUCAUGAAAGAGAAGGAGGGGAAGAGAAUGAACCUGAUCAACUGGGCUUGAUGACGCCAAACGAGAGUGGUGAUGAUAUCAUGUUUCAUGAACGCAUUCAUGGCAUCCAAAGAAGAAGAGAUGGAAGAGUAGAAGGAGAAGGAGUAGGUGUGGAGUCUACGGAGGAUGAGGUAGUGGAGGCUGCUGUAGAUGUAGAAAUGCUGGGACAUGUGAUAUCAACAGAUAGUUCUAGGUAUCUGUCCAGGUACAUGUCUUCACCUGAGACAUUAUCACUUCCGUCUAUGCCAUCGUGUCAACAACGAUCCCAAUCGCAGUCGCAGCUACAGUCAAAAGAAGAGACCUUAUUGGGAUUAGACCACACAUCUAGAUCUACAGCAGUAACAGAACCAGAGAUAGAAGGGUUGUUGUUAUUGGAUCGAGAAGCGUAAAAAGGAGUAAGGAG
Lobosporangium transversale is the source of this 3969-nucleotide messenger RNA. RefSeq lists its product as hypothetical. The record is from RefSeq and is a predicted model, not a curated record. Bases 419 to 3955 code for a protein of 1178 amino acids. Lineage: Eukaryota; Fungi; Mortierellomycota; Mortierellomycetes; Mortierellales; Mortierellaceae. The transcript has 4 exons.